UUUCUUCCUCUUUUUUGACUUUUGGUUUCAGAAUUUUGAUGAGAAGGAUUGGAAUCAGUUUUACAGUGAUGUGUUAGGGAGACCCACUACAUUAUGUGAAACUAUGGGAAAAGCUGAAAUGUGGCUGAUUCGAACAUACUGGGAUUUUGAAUUUCCUCGUCCAUACUUGCCAAAUUUUGAGUUUGUUGGAGGACUACACUGUAAGCCUGCCAAGCCUCUUCCUGAGGAAAUGGAAAAAUUUGUCCAGAGCUCUGGGGAACAUGGUAUUGUGGUAUUUUCUCUUGGGUCAAUGGUCAAAAACCUAACUGAGGAAAAGAGUAACCUCAUUGCUGCAGCUCUUGCCCAGAUUCCACAGAAGGUUGUAUGGCGAUACAAAGGAAAGAAGCCGGCCACAUUAGGUGCAAAUACCAGAACCUAUGACUGGAUUCCCCAGAAUGAUCUUCUUGGUCACCCCAAAACCAAGGCUUUUAUCACUCAUGGUGGAACCAAUGGAAUCUAUGAAGCUAUCUAUCAUGGAAUUCCCAUGAUAGGUGUGCCCAUGUUUGCUGAUCAGCCUGAUAACAUUGCUCACCUGAAGGCUAAGGGAGCAGCUGUUGAAGUAGACUUUCAUGAAAUGACAACUGCAGAUAUGCUUAAUGCUUUGAAGACAGUCAUCAACAACCCCUCAUACAAAGAGAAUGCUAUGAGAUUAUCAAGAAUUCACCAUGACCAACCUGUGAAACCCCUAGACCGAGCUGUCUUCUGGAUAGAGUUUGUGAUGCGUCACAAAGGUGCUAAGCACCUUAGACCUGCUGCCCAUGACCUUACCUGGUACCAAUACCAUUCCUUGGAUGUGAUUGGCUUCCUACUUGCCUGUGUGGCAACUGUUGUCUUCAUAGUCACCAAAUCCUGCUUGUUUUGCUGCAGGAAGUUGGGUAAAAAAGGAAAGAAACAAAAGAGGGCAUAAUCUCCUCUGAUACCUAAGGCUAAGGAUGGGGGAUUGAAGAGGUGAGGAAGGAGCCUGAAAGAUCUCUACCUUAGUAUCAUUUAGUCUAGCUGCUAUGAGAUUUGAAACAAACUCCUCCUUUUCCCAAUUCAACAAUAUUUAUAUAACUAUUAUUAUGUGCAAAAAUAUUGUAGAUAAGUGCUGAAGAAGAUGAAAAGAUAAAUAAGAUAGUCCUUGUCCUUGAUGAGUUUACAACCAAUUUAGAAAGGUAAGACUUGCACACAAAUAAUCAGAGUGGUGCUCGUAAUACAAUAACAGACAUACCAAAAGAAGCACUUUAAGAGUUUCUUAUUUUCAUUCUCUAGUUUAUGAUAUUAAAGAUUUUCCCAGGUAGAUUAGGAAAAAAACAUUGAGGUACAGGAGAAAAAACAGUAGUACCUGUUAAAAAAAAAAGAUUGCUAAAGGAUUUCUCCCACAUUUCAUCUUGACUCGUAACACCUAAAUAUAGAGCAAAGUAAACUGCUUUGACUUAUAAGAACGAGAAUCACACAGAAUGCUUUUCUUUUCUCAGGAAGAGAGAUUGUCUCCACUACACUAAUGGGAAAAGUGGGGAUAUCUUAGAGUAGAGGAAACUAUAAAGGAAUACAGGAGGAAAAGUUAUUGUUCAUUAGCAGUAUAAAACAAAAUAGUAACAAAAUAAAAAUCUUAUGAGUACCAUGCAUUCAUUUUUUAAAAAAUCAUUUGUAUUGAUCAAUUCUUAGACCAUAAUCAAAGUAAUAAACCCCCAUGGGGAAGCACUAUAUUUAGUUCUCUAGAAAUUAAGCCAUUACUGUCCUAUCUAAACAAGAGUAUUAGGGUUUAGUGUUCUGUAAACCCUGCUUCUUAAAAAUAAUGAGGUUUACUAAAAUUCUAACUUGAUAAUGUUUGUAGCUAAGUUAAAUCUUUUAAAUUUUCUUCUAAUUUUAAAAAAGUUAAAGAUGAACAUGGUCCAAGGCGUUUUAUCUCAUUGUAGAUUUCUAAACAUCAUUUAGAUCAUACCUGACCAGGACUAUUUUUUUGAGUCUUAAACUUUCUACUUAUGGACAGAUAUUUACACAAUGCUCCUUAAAUCGUCUAUCAAUGUGCUAAUUAUGUUAAUUAAUCUUUAUGUGUUUCUAAGUCUUGGGACAAAAGUAUAUAUAUUGCUGCUGGAAUUCUUACCAUUGUAAUUAUCUAUGUCUGCCUAUUAGGAGUUUAAGAUCUACACGAUACAUUUUCAGAGAACAAGUGCCCUCUACUGGCUUAGUUAAAAACUGUAAAUUCCUACACAACUUUGAAGUUCAUUUUUCAACAGCAUACUUACAAUUCAUAUGAUUGUGGCACUGUUAAUGUUACUUCUUGAACUUGACUGAAAAUAGCAAUAUAUGACUACAAAUCCUUUGUAUGCUAAUUUUAGGUUAAUAUGCAAAUAAGCACUACAAAUUCCUUUCCCAAAGAUUUUUAAAUUAAAAAAAAAAUUGCUAUGGUG
Messenger RNA from Vombatus ursinus (common wombat), 2432 nucleotides. RefSeq names its product UDP-glucuronosyltransferase 2A1-like. Gene Ontology annotation, molecular function: UDP-glycosyltransferase activity. The transcript has 6 exons. The record is from RefSeq and is a predicted model, not a curated record. Lineage: Eukaryota; Metazoa; Chordata; Mammalia; Diprotodontia; Vombatidae. Bases 104 to 946 code for a protein of 280 amino acids.